GAUGUAGAAGUAGUAUUUGUCACACAAAUGCCAUGAACCUCUCUCUCUUUAACAUCUCACUCUCACCUUCCAUCCGCUUCACUUCUCCAAAACGAUGUCGUCACUACCACGUCAUUUCUCGGCGAAUCUCCCCCUCCCUUCCCCGUCGACGCCAUCUCCGACGCCGCCGCCGCCUUAAAAAGUUCUCUACCGAAGACAAUCCACCGUCCGAUCUAAACCUCCACUUUGUCCUUACCGUCGAUAAUUUGCCUACCAAAUCCUUCUACUCAAUCAAGGACCUCCUCCACUUGAAGCUCGGAGAAUUCCUCCACUCAGGCCGAGCCGCCAUUGAAGACUUGCGAACUCUCAUCCGUGUAGAUACCGAUGCCGGGAGACUUUCCUUCUCCUGCACAAGGUCCACCGUUAAAUUCCUAGCAACUCUAGUAGUUUCCAGUUUCCUAGUUAUUUUCACUCUUAGGGCUAUUAUUAACCUAGUGCGGGGGAUACGACUCAACAGUGGAAACAACAACGUUGAAUUAGUGUAUAAGAGAGACCGUAGUUUAGGUGGAAGAGAAGUACUUGUUGCUAAAAAUGAGACGCCUACGCUUGAUAGGAAGAAACCAAAUGUCUUGGAUAGUGAUGAAGGAAACAGUAAUUGGGAUUGGGAUAGGGAUAGUCCAAUUAGCUUUUCCAGGAGGCGAAAGAAGAAGAGUUCUGUGGAGCAAUUGCCUAAAUGGUGGCCUGUUUCGACUUCUGGUUCCGAUCAAGUUGGGGCAGAGAAUCAAGAAGAGUAUCAGAGAAUGGCCAAUAGAUUGAUUCGAGCCAUCUUGGACAAUAGAAUGACGGGGAAGGACAUUUUGGCGGAUGAUAUAAUUCAAUUACGACGCAUAGGGAGGAUAUCAAACGUGAAAGUUUCAUUUGAUACUGAGAAUGCACGUGAUACCCUUUUUCGCGUGGCAGUCGACUUUAUUCUUAAUUAUUGUGAAAGCACUGCAAGCCAGUCAGCUUUUGUUCUAAUUGAUGGUGAAGAAGCACAAAACUUUGUUGCUGGGCUUGCUGAUAAUGUUGGACUUGAGAGUACUCGGGCUGCAAGAAUGGUGUCUGCAGCUGUUGCUGCACGCACUAGGUCAAGGUUCUUGCAAGCUUGGGCCUUGGAAAUGCAAGGAAAGCAUUCUGAAGCUGUGGUGGAACUGUUUAAAAUAUGUGUCAUCCACCAGAUAUUUCCUCCUGAAGAGUUCUCGCCUGAGAUGGAGAUGGUGGCUCGUGGACUUGAGAAACACUUAAAAGUAGACCAAAGGGAGUUCCUAAUGAACAGUCUUCUACAUGUGUGUGGUGAUGAGACCAGGAGAAGUGUGGCUGAAGCUUUGGGUCUGAUGUACAUGAAGGGUGACAUUGUUCAUGAACAAGAAAACAAAUAUACAUAGAUCAUUAAUUUAUGCGUACAGGAAUUGAUUUUUUAAGAUGAAUAAUGUUUUAUGCUCAAAAAGACAUUGGUCUACAACUAGUACUACCUGUAUGCAACAACCUUCCGAAAUGCUUCAAGUGGAUUAUUGGAUGUAUCAUGUAAAAGGUAAUGUUAUCUGCUAGAAGAAAGGUCAAAUGCACAUCUUACAUUCUAAAGCCCUGAAAAGUUAUUCUCUCUUAAAAUUUGCGGAUGAGCCCGUUAUACCCCUAGUCUUGUUUGGAAUGGAACUUAUAUCUCCUAUUUAUGUUGAGUGGUUGUUAUACACGAGUACCUAUUUUUGACCUUU
This is a messenger RNA of Solanum stenotomum, 1730 nucleotides long. RefSeq lists its product as uncharacterized. The transcript has 7 exons. The record is from RefSeq and is a predicted model, not a curated record. Lineage: Eukaryota; Viridiplantae; Streptophyta; Magnoliopsida; Solanales; Solanaceae. The coding region runs from base 33 to 1403 and encodes 456 amino acids.